AAUACCGGGACGAAUUUGGCCAUUGAUUUGUGCAGCCUGGAAUGGUAGGGAGUUCGGUCAAGUUGCUUAAAAGAUUCGAGGAUAUUUGUAAAUAACCUAAUACAUUGUUCAUUGAUGAAAGUAAAAUGGACCAACCAGCCAGUGGCCUGGACUAAACUCCAUGUUGGUUAGGAGUUUUGAAGCAUUUUAAAGCCUGGGAUCACAACAAAGAAUACAUUUUUUAUUUACCAAGAGGAGACAAUUUCCUUCACCUCUUCCAAAGGAUCCCUCAACUGAUCUGCAGCAUUAAGAGCAAAGAAUGGAAGAGGCUGAUCUACUGAAAGAACGGCUGCUAGCCAUCACUAACAAGAGGAAAGUACAAGAAGAAAUCACAAGACAACGGUUCCAAGUGGAAGGAGAGAAGAUGAAACUUAAGCAUUUAAAGUCAAAGGGCUUGAGAGAGAGAUGGCUAGUGGAAGGAAUAACAGCCAUUCCUCUACAAGAGCAAGAGGCCAUGAAAAAACAACAUCAGGAAGACCAACAACAAUCAAAACAACUGGAACAAAACAUUCUCAGACUUGAAGAAGAAAUUGAAAAUCUCGAAAACCAGGAGGUUCAGAUAUCUGCCAAUGAACAAAUACUAUUGGAAAAGCUGAAAACAACAGAAGAUGUAAUAAAGGCGACGAAGGCUGAGAAUGAUAAAGGCCAUGUCCAAUUUAUAUACUCAAAGAUUCCAGAUCUUCCAAAGACAUACAAACCCUGCAAUUUGCAACAUACAGCAAGUAUAACAACACAGACACAAGAAGAACAGGAGCCACUCAAAACAGCUUUAUUUGCUGUGGAAAUCAACGUUCAAAAGGACAUGAAGACAGGAGAGAGUACAGUUCUAUCAACUGUACCUGUGACUGUUGAUGAAAUCAGGGACAGAGGUGUUAAAGUGUACGAAGACGGGAUUAAGUCAGUGUACGCUGUGCGCACUGAUGGAGGGGCAAUGCACAAUGGUGUCAGUGACUUGACUCAUGAGGAGGUGGAAGCGUUAUUAGAACAGGUUGAGAACAAAAAGGAAAAUGUUUCUGCAGCAUGUCAUGCACCUGUGUUCUCGAGUCCCUAUCAUAAAUCCCCAUCUCCUAAAAUACCCUUUUCUGAGCAUGCUGGUUUAGAAUCAGAGAUUCAUGAAAAUAUGACCACAAAUGAAACAAUUGAAAGACACGAACCAGUAAUGGCUCAGAUCUAUGGAAACAAUGAUAUCAUCGCAGAGCAGAACAGAAAGAACUUCAGUGAGUCUCCACAGCCAACACUGAUACCUUCUCCUUUCGCAAGGUCUCCAGUACCAGGUUCCAGGUCUCCCAGUUCCAGGUGGAGUCACAGUGAAUUAGGUAAUGAGUCGCCAGUCACCAGAAAUCAGUUGAAUUCGAUACACCUUCAACAAAAGGAAAACCACCGAGAGGCUGUGUUUAUCAGUUCUGACCUUGACAAUGAUGGUGAGUCUUCUUCAGCUGACGAAGAAACGGACAUCAAGUUCAGCAUUGUCCAUUCCUUGCCUUCCGGCGUUAACACUGAGGAUCCGGUCACUAUGAUCUUCAUGGGGUAUCAUGAUAUAGAUGAUGAAGAUGAAGCCAAAAAAAUGUUGGCUUUUGAAGGAGCUAUUCGUGCAGAACUGGUUGUUAUAAGCGAUGAUGAUAAUUCUAAUGAUGAUGAUGCCACCGAGAUGACACCACAUGAAGCGAAUGGGAACAUGAACCCAGGAUUUUCUCCAGCCACUGUUUCAUCUACAGACGAGAAAUGCAAAACCUCAAAUGCUGCAAUAGAUCUAAUUACAGGAGACAGCUCUACCCCAAAGAAUUCUACUUUAAUUUCAGGGCAGGAUACAGCUACAAACCAUUCUGCUCCCAAAACAUACUCUGAUGGACAAAUGGACGGAGUUGGAAGUUCUGAAGACCCUUCUGUUUCAGCCUUAAAAGCGAGAAUGGCGAAACUCGGCCAAAGGGUGAUGAUGUAAACUGGACCCUUCCACGACACAGUAACCUGAUCAUCACGACUGGGGCCGGGGGAAAAUCUAAGGACCUCUUCAAAGAAGUACACACAGGAUAGAAAAGUGAAACUUACCUGCGUUCAGUUUCUUAUGCUGCAAGUUCUCCGCUAAGCUACCACAUGUAUUGCGUAACGCUCAAUCAAAAUAUUUGAGGCUGAAAAAAAUGUUUCAAAUUGGUUCAUUACAUUUGCAGCAGCUUUCACUGACACAAAUAUAACCAGCGCUAUAAAUAUCAUAUUUAAGGUGAGAAUUAGUGAUGGGUUAAAACAGCUGCAAAAACAAACUGAAUAUGUUUUAGUCUUUAUGCCAAAAAAUAUGCUUUCAUGAAACUUCUCUUCAGUUAUGUUCUUAUUUUUAGUUUGUAAGAGGGUCUUCAUUGAGUAAUAAAUUAC
This is a messenger RNA of Callorhinchus milii (elephant shark), 2403 nucleotides long. Its product is annotated as paralemmin-2. The coding region runs from base 299 to 1978 and encodes 559 amino acids. Gene Ontology annotation, biological process: regulation of cell shape. The transcript has 9 exons. The record is from RefSeq and is a predicted model, not a curated record. NCBI's taxonomy places the organism in Eukaryota, Metazoa, Chordata, Chondrichthyes, Chimaeriformes, Callorhinchidae. Gene Ontology annotation, cellular component: cytoplasm; membrane.